This is a messenger RNA of Arabis nemorensis, 312 nucleotides long. NCBI's taxonomy places the organism in Eukaryota, Viridiplantae, Streptophyta, Magnoliopsida, Brassicales, Brassicaceae. The record is from the annotation of a GenBank genome assembly.
AUGACAGUGGCUGAACUGAUGAGGGAUCCUAGAGGAUCUAACUCUUCUCUUACUUUGGAACUGGAACUGAUAAUAUUGUCUGACUUAAAUAAAGGGAAAGGAAUAGUCUUUAGCUACAAUGAGGACAAGAAGAGUAACCAGAAAGAGAGUACGAGUGAGAAAGGGGAGAAGUUGCUUAAGGAUGCUAUUGGGAGUGGCAUAGCUAACUCAAAGAAAACUUUAAAUGGAGGAAUCCAAUCUAAUGAUGCCUUCAAUCUGAAUUACUCUGGUAAUCCUUCAUUUUCUGAUUCUCCAACAAAUUGGCUUCUAUGA